AUGUUUACGUUUACCUGUCAAUCAGAGGUCACUGGUCUGGAGCGGUCUGAGCCCUUGGGUGUAUUUAGUGUAUGAGUAUCUGUAUCAAGUGUUAUUUUUCAUUAGUUUAGAUAAUUAGAGUUUUCUUAAAAUGGGGGACGAAUCUGGGCUUGAGAUUUUGAGCAAACUUGAGAAGGAACAAACUAAUCUCUCCCUCUUACAAGAACGAUUAUCGAAAAGUGCCCAAAUAACAAAAGGCAUUGGCAACAUUCUGAACACCUUUGAACAAAGGCUAUCCCGACUAGAAGAAACUAUUCUGCCAGUUUAUAAUGAAACGGAGAGUCUUCAGAAAGCUCAAUACAAUAUUGACUGUACAAUGCAACUACUAGACAACGUAAUUGGCUACUAUGAAGUUUCAAGUAAUGUGGAAAAUAUAAUUGAAAAAGGACCUGGCGAAGGGGGCAUAGAGCUUGACAAAUACAUUGAUGCCCUGAACAGACUUUACAAUGCACAAAAAUACUUUGAAAAAAAUAUACCACAAAGUGUUGAAUUAAUUAAUGUGUCGUCUUUCUUCCAUAAAGGCAGUGACAAACUGAACUCAGAGUUCAAAACAAUUUUGGACAAAUAUAACGUUCCAAUUUUGCCAGUAGUUUUAUUGGAUCUCAUUAAUUUUGAAGAAUCCAAAGAAACUAAAGCUCUGCCCAAGCAAAUACCUCCAGAAGCUAAAGAGCAAUUAAUUAAAAUUUCCUCUUGGCUUUUGAGCCACAAUCGAGACGAGUUUUUAACUGUUUAUGGUAAAACUAGAGGCAAUGUCUUACAAAGAUCGCUUACCAUGUUAAGAAACCAUCAAAAAUCUGUUAGUGGUGGCAGUGUGCAUGGAACUACAAGUUCUCCAAUGUUGAAGGCAAAGUUUCCUAACAGGCAUGAGGCUAAACGCCAACAUUCCACUCGUAGGUUGCAAGCUUUUGAGCGAAAAGCUAAUAGAAUGUUUCUAAGGGCCUCUCAAACUUUAGAACAUUCUACUGGGCUCAAUUUAGGAACAAGAAGGGCGUCCCAUUUGGAUACUUCCUACAGUGGAGAAGAAGUAGAUAAUGAACAAGAAAUGGAAAACUAUCUUAUCUGCGUCAUAGCUUUGCACAAACUCAUGCAACUAGAACAACAUUUAAUGAAAGAGAUAAUAACUCAAACUCACAGACCUCGUGUUUUUGAACUUAUAGUUCGAGAAGCUAUGGAUACUUUGGUACAAGAUGGAGAGAAUAUUGUCACCAGAGCUAAAAAAUGCAUUCAAAGACACGAUUUUGGUACUGUAUUGGUUAUUUUUCCAAUAUUCAAGCAAUUGCGUGCCUUGAAACCUGAUUUUGAUCGUACUAUAGAACAAUGCGAUUUGAAUGUCAAGCAUAAGUUUGAGUCAAUUUUGCAUAUGUUACAAGCCACAGGUGCCAAAGCCUUAGACGACUUUAUUGAGAGCCUGAGAUCUGAUUCAGUAACUCAACUACCACCAGAUGGGACCGUUCAUGAGCUUACCAGUAAUGUUAUAAUGUUUUUAGAACAAUUACUGGAUUAUAGUGACACUAUCGGUAUAGUUUUGGGGCAAGAUCCAAGUUACGCCAGACAAUUGGAAAAGUUGAAGUAUUCAGAUCAAAAUAAGGCUUUUAUCGGAUUGUAUAUAAAAAGAGUCCUGGUGCAACUUAACCAUACAUUAAUCAGUAAAAGUGAGCAAUACAGUGAUGUAGCCCUAAAAGCACUCUUCAGAUUAAAUAAUAAUAAUUAUGUGCUUAAAUCCUUGCAAAGAAGCAAUUUGUUGGAAUUAUAUUUAAUUUCCGAACCAAACUGUGAAGAGUAUUAUUAUACGUCCAUACAGGAGCAUAAGAAAGCUUACUCUCAAUGUUGGAAUAAGCUUCUAAACUACAUUGAACUAGACGAUCCAUACCAACACGGAGAAAAACUGAAAGACAAAGAACGAGCCGCCCUUAAAGAAAAGUUUGCAGGUUUUAAUAAGGAAAUUGAUGAGAUUUCCAAAGUCCAAAGAGGAUACUCGAUUCCGGACAUUGAAUUACGAGAAAGCAUAAAACGGGAUAAUAAGGAACUUAUUAUACCCAAAUAUAAUGCAUUUUAUAAUAGGUAUGGUGUAUUGAAUUUCACGAAAAACCCAGAAAAAUAUAUUAAACACAAACCAGAUGAAGUUUCAGCUAUCACAGAUAGAUUUUUUGAUGUUGCUGCCUAAUUUUGUUAACCAAAAGUAAGAUAUAUUAGUCCAGGAGGUGGCGCCAAAAACAUGCAAGAGUUUUCGCAAGGCGGAUAUUUUCAAAAUAUCCUACUUUAGUGCUAGAAUGCUAGUGUACAGUCAGCACUCACAGUUCCGGGACAGCUGGCUCUGGGACGCGGGCAAAGUUGUAAUUUUAAGAAGCAUCUAAACUGUUUUCUCAAAGCUCAAAAUUUAUAGAAAUUUUGCACAUUAUCUGUUUGAAGGUCACAGAUAACGUAUGUAAAUCGUCAGACGUCUAGUUCGUUGCAAAAAGGGGGUCAGACGUCCUCAAAGUUUUUAUUUUAUGGCAUUUUCUUCAAAUAUAUUUGUCAAAUACCUGCAAAAAUAUAUUUUGAUAGGACACCGAAGAAAAUGCCAUAAAAUAAAAACUUUGAGGACGUCUGACCUCCUUUUUGCAACGAACUAGACGUCUAACGAUUUACAUACGUUAUCUGUGACCUUCAAACAGAUAAUGUGUAAAAUUUCUAUAAAUUUUGAGCUUUGAGAAAACAGUUUAGAUGCUUCUUAAAAUUACAACUUUGCCCGCGUCCCAGAGCCAGCUGUCCCGGAACUGUGAGUGCUGACUGUACACUAGCAUUCUAACACUAAAGUACGACCUAUUUUGAAAAUAUCCGCCUUGCGAAAACUCUUGCAUGUUUUUGGCGCCAGCUCCCCAACUAUAUCUAUUGUUACUAAAUAAAAUACUUUAAUUAUUAAUUUAAAACGGUUUUCUUAUUUAAUUCAUCAUCUUUUUCUCAAGCUGUAAUAAUUAUAAACUUUAGACAUCACAAAUAACAAAAAAAAAAUAAAGCUUUUUUAAUUAGGAAAAUUUCAAGUCAUGGGCGGUUCCUUACUAAAAUAAGGAGCGGAACUUUUGACUAGUAACGUAUGGCAAACAUCACAAACUUUUGAGGGUCUAGAAUUGGGCCCUGAUUUGACAAUUUUGGAUAAACAGUUUGGACAAAAAACCUGGCCGCAAUGCUUGCAGUGCUGUUUUCGUUUCGAAUUGGAAAAUGGCGUGUGGCAACUGGUGCAAUCUUGCACGUCUUCUUCAUAUUGCCAUCGGACUUGGUGAUCAGCUUCUCUAAUCUUUUCUAGUUGAAU
Messenger RNA from Ceutorhynchus assimilis (cabbage seed weevil), 3328 nucleotides. NCBI's taxonomy places the organism in Eukaryota, Metazoa, Arthropoda, Insecta, Coleoptera, Curculionidae. The record is from the annotation of a GenBank genome assembly.